GACACGAAAUAUACGAUACUGUACUUCAGUAUCUGAACUCAAUUUCAUUAUUCAUGAAAACUUUUCAAUAAUCUAGUACAUAAUUGGAUAAUUAAGCUACAACUUCCUAAAACUGUGAAAGUGCCGUUCUAAUAUUAUUAACUACGUUCGUACGGUAUCCAGACCUACUAUACCUACAGACUUAUGGAAUCAACCUGCGAUAUCAACAAUGAGAUGAUAAAAAUGAGAAAGGAAAUCAAACGAGGGAAGAUAUGGGCAAUUACAAAACUUGUUCGGAAUGUUCGUAAUCUUCGCAAUAAAAAGGGAAAUGAGAUGCAAUUGUCAAAAAACAAAAGAAGAGCUGAAAGACUAAUUGAAGAAAUUGACGUUAUCAAGGAUCUGAAGCCUGACGAUGUAUUUAAAGCACUUUUGAACUCUGAUUCAAAAUCAUGUCCGCAGUCUUUAAUGAAUUCUGAUUUACCGCUGACGCAAAGGGCAAUUAUUCGGAUUGGUUCUGCAACUUUUAUUCAAACCAGAAUGUCUGAUAUCAAGAAUAAAGUAUCCACUUUCAAUCUUGAAAGAACCAACAAACCACUAUCUAAAACGAUUGAAGAAUGUGAACCACCAUUAAAUGAUGUUGGAGAUGUGAAGCAAGAUAACGAACUACAAAUGAGAUUAGAAACAGCGACAAAGAACUUGAUGCAGAAAAAGCCACUUCCAAAGAAACAAAAGCCAAAUCAAUUCCACGCAUUACAAACUGACAAUUUAAAAAUUGAUGAAAUUUCUAGUAAUCUCAUGCCAGAAGAAAACAAUAGUACUGAGGAUGGCGAUAGUAUGGAAGGUGAUAUUAUUUCGGACGAUGAAGAAGAAGAGAGAGAAGCUUCUAAUGAUGAUACUCCCUACCAAAGUGAUGAUGAUGUUGCAGUAACAAAAGAAGACGCAAGCCCUAUGGUGGUGGAAGAGCGAAUAAUUGGAACAACAGCUGAAGGAUAUCAGAUUGUAUUACCAUUACUUCCUACAACACAUGACAAAUCAGUAUCUCAAGAAGCCAACAAAAAAAAUUUCAAUGACAUUGCUGAAGGGGCUGAGGAUGUCACAGAUGUUUUGACAAACAUAGGAGAAAACUUUCAUUCUGAUGAUGACGCUUCUGACAGUGAUAUAGAGUAUGAGGAUUUGGCAGAAUUAGCUUUGAAAUCGAAACAGAAUUUGAAUAAAGAUGCUGAAAAUAAAGAGGAUAUGUUUUUUAUGGAUGCAAAAGGUUCAUCUGAUAAAAAGUUCCAACGUAUUGUUAGCAAAUCCAACAAAUCUGAAUCAUCUGAUGAUGAGGAAUUAAGACAAGUCAAGUCUUGCUUUGUUGAAAGCUUAGCAAGUGUGUCACAUCAACGUACUAAAGGUAAAAACAGAAUGAGUCAAAGAGCAAGAAAAAGAUUACAUUCAAAAAAGAAGACUAGCGAACACAGCAACAAUAAUGACUCGAAAAAAUCGAAUUCAACUAAUAAAUCUGGAAAAAUGCAAAACAACCCGAAAACUGAGACUUCUCUGAAAACUAGUGAACUGCAACCAUUCCAUCCAUCAUGGGAAGCAAGUAGAAAGAGAAAGGAACAACAAUCUGUGAUAAAACAAUUUAAAGGAAAACGUGUUUGUUUUGAUGAUAGUGAUUAAUAAAUAUCUGAAUAUUUUCUCCCAGACUAUCUUUGGAUAAUGAAACAGUGAGUGAUUUGGCAGGCAAUUUUGCACCAAGAUGGCACACAACCUGAACAUUGUAUGUGUGUACCGGUUAGGAUUCAGGUUGUGCGACAUCUUGGUGGGCAUACUUCUGGAGCACCCAAUUUUGUACCAAAGAAUUGGUUAUGUUUUUGUUUUGUUUCCGCUUUUAUAAAGUUCCAUAGGCGAGCAAAACCACUAUAUUAUGUGGAUGUUGAGUUGGUCUAUUUUGUAACUGCUUUGGCUUUUCCUCUGACGUUUCGAACUCAACAUUCUUGUAUAAAGUUAACGGAAUGUGAAAAGGGCUCAACUGUGGAAGUCGAAUUCCCUUUGCGUUAUUGAUGGCUAGACUAGUAUGUGUCAUAAUCAUUCGACUGGAUUUAAAUGUUUUCGCUUUCGUUAGUCGGGGUGUUUACCACAACUAUCUGCUCCAGUAGACAUUAAGGUCAUCCGUCUCAAUCAGGUCACGGGGUUGAGUUACAAAAAUGCAAUAAUAUAUGACAGAAAAGCUC
Messenger RNA from Styela clava, 2195 nucleotides. RefSeq lists its product as uncharacterized. Gene Ontology annotation, biological process: maturation of SSU-rRNA. The record is from RefSeq and is a predicted model, not a curated record. Lineage: Eukaryota; Metazoa; Chordata; Ascidiacea; Stolidobranchia; Styelidae. Gene Ontology annotation, cellular component: nucleus; 90S preribosome.